Messenger RNA from Clupea harengus (Atlantic herring), 5055 nucleotides. RefSeq names its product CCCTC-binding factor (zinc finger protein) (gene ctcf). The transcript is spliced from 12 exons. The coding region runs from base 592 to 2946 and encodes 784 amino acids. The record is from RefSeq and is a predicted model, not a curated record. Lineage: Eukaryota; Metazoa; Chordata; Actinopteri; Clupeiformes; Clupeidae.
GUCACGAUGGGGCUCCCAGUCCAGGCGGCUGGCGGGGGGUGUUUGUCUCCCUCUAUCGUUAUCGAAAAUUUAGCAAAAAACAUUUAUAACCCAGAAGUUCGGGGUAAUGUCCAAGUAUUAAGUGUUAUUUAACCCAUAUCAGUUGGCAUUUCGGCGAGAUUCGAUAUUUAUCCACUUCGAUGUUUGCUUGAAUGUUUAGGCCAGGCGUCCAUUUUCUUUUUCUUCUCUUUGUUUCCUGUCUUUCCCCACUGAUAGAAACCCGCCGUUUCUACAUCUAACGUUAGCAGUCCAACGUAAAGCUAGUUAGCUAACUCGGCUACUUAGCUAGGCGGCUCACAACUUUUCCACCCAAGCAAGAUUUAAAGGAGUUUACAACAACUGGAACUAUUUUUACAAACAGAAAAAAAACCGUACAGCAUUUCACAAGAAACUGCAUUCAUAAUCGGUUAUUACACCAGGCCAACGGCCAGGUUAGCUUAGCUACUUAGCUACCUCGGUAAUUUGUUCGCGCCCCUCCUAACUGAGCAAAUUCAAUUCAAAUGCUGAGUCUUUCCUGGGUCCAGUGCUAACGUUAGCUUACAAGUAUUACCCAUGGAAGGGGGACCGACCGAGGUGGUGGAGGAGGCCGGUGACGCCUUUAAGGCCAAAGAGUGCAAGACCUAUGUGCGGCGACGCGAGGACGAAGACGUCGGUGCAGAUUUGCUGCAGGCGGCUGGCCUGGAGGCUGUAGAGCAGUCAGAGGAGGUUGAUGCAGAGACGCAUCAGCUGGUGGAGGGUGUGGUGAAUGUCAACAGUAGCGUGGAGAUGAUGGUCAUGGACGGCCUUGAUCCGGCACUGCUCCAGAUGAAGACCGAAGUAAUGGACCCUUCUGGGGUGGCCGGAGCGCCUCAUGAGGCCACGGUGACCACAGUGGACGACACGCAGAUCAUCACGCUGCAGGUGGUCAACAUGGAGGAACAGCAGCUGGGACUGGGCGAACUGCAGCUGGUGCAGGUGCCCGUCUCGGCCGUGCCAGUCACUGCUGCUACAGUACAGGAGCUGCAGGGCACCCUGGUGGAUGCCACCGCCAUGCCUAAAGAUGGAGAGCCUGUCAUCUGCCACACUUUACCACUGCCCGAGGGAUUCCAGGUGGUGAAAGUCGGAGCAAACGGAGAGGUGGAGACCGUGGAGCAGGAUGAGCUCCAACCACAGGAGGAACCCCAAGCCCAGGAGGAGGGCGAGGAGGAGAUCACCGAACCCCAGAAUGAGGAUCCCACCUGGUCCAAAGACCCUGACUACCAGCCCCCUCUCAAGAAGACCAAGAAGACAAAGAAGAGCAAGCUGCGCUACAACACAGAGGGCGAGAAGGACAUGGAUGUCUCUGUGUACGAUUUUGAAGAAGAGCAGCAGGAGGGCCUGCUUUCAGAGGUCAACGCUGAAAAGGUGGUGGGCAACAUGAAGCCGCCCAAACCCACCAAAAUCAAAAAGAAGGGUGUGAAGAAGACAUUCCAGUGCGAACUGUGCAGCUACACCUGCCCCCGCCGCUCCAACCUGGACCGCCACAUGAAGAGCCAUACGGACGAAAGGCCCCACAAGUGUCACCUGUGCGGCCGUGCCUUCAGAACGGUCACUCUUCUGAGAAACCACCUGAACACCCACACGGGCACCAGACCGCACAAGUGCACUGACUGUGACAUGGCAUUCGUGACCAGCGGAGAGCUGGUGAGGCAUCGACGCUACAAGCACACCCACGAGAAGCCCUUCAAGUGCUCCAUGUGUGACUAUGCCAGUGUGGAGGUGAGCAAACUGAAGCGGCACAUUCGCUCCCACACCGGAGAGCGUCCCUUCCAGUGCAGCCUGUGCAGCUACGCCAGCAGAGACACGUACAAGCUGAAGAGACACAUGAGGACACACUCGGGGGAGAAGCCCUACGAGUGCUACAUCUGCCACGCCCGCUUCACCCAAAGUGGCACCAUGAAAAUGCACAUCUUGCAGAAACACACUGAGAAUGUGGCAAAGUUCCAUUGCCCACACUGCGACACAGUCAUUGCCCGCAAGAGUGACUUGGGUGUGCACCUGCGUAAGCAGCACUCCUACAUCGAGCAGGGCAGGAAGUGCCGCUACUGUGAGGCUGUGUUCCAUGAGCGCUACGCCCUCAUCCAACACCAAAAGUCCCACAAGAACGAGAAGCGCUUCAAGUGCGACCAGUGCGACUACGCUUGCCGGCAGGAGCGCCACAUGGUAAUGCACAAGCGCACCCACACCGGCGAGAAGCCGUACGCCUGUAGCCACUGUGAGAAGACCUUUAGACAGAAACAGCUGCUGGACAUGCACUUCCGCCGCUACCAUGACCCUAACUUCGUGCCCACCUCCUUUGUGUGCACCAAGUGUGGCAAGACAUUCACCCGCAGGAACACCAUGGCCAGACACGCAGAGAACUGCAACGGCCAGGACACCACUGAUGGAGAGAACGGGGCUCCGCCUAGGAGAGGGCGUGGCAGGAAAAGGAAGAUGCGCAGCAGGAAAGACGAUGAUGACGACAGCGAAGAUCACGGUGAGCCCGACCUGGAUGAAGAUGAUAUCGAUGAGGAGGAUGAAGAAGAUGAGGAGGCUCUGGAUGAAAUGGAGAUGGAGGUGGAGCAGGCCCCGCCUAGUGUGCCCAUCCCGGCGCCCGCCUCCCCGCCUGUUAAGAGGAAACGCGGCAGGCCCCCCAAGAACGCCCCCAAGAUCACCCCCACCAAAGCACCCGCAGCGGCAGCCAUCAUUCAGGUGGAGGACGAGAGCACGGGGGCCAUAGAGAACAUCAUCGUGAAGAAGGAGCCUGAAGGAGAGGCGGCAGCAGCUGCCCCCGCAGCCGAAGUGCAAGCCGAGGAGGUCGCUGUGGAAACAGUGCAGCUGCCGGUGUCUGAGGCGGCGCCCAAUGGCGACCUGACCCCUGAGAUGAUCCUGAGCAUGAUGGACCGGUGAUGUGUGGCGGCAAGGACACGCGUGAUUGCGCAACGUGGCGCGACUCUCACUUACACACACAUGCACACACUCACACUCGCUCUAACACAAAGAGAAACAAACAGACAGACAAACAAACAAAAAAACAAACACACACGCCUCUGCUCCUGCUUUUGUCGCCUUGCCUCACCCCGCCUCCCCAGAAUUCCUCAGCCCCACCCUGCACGGCUGUCGGACUUCAUGCACCACUUCUUAACACUUUAACCAUCACUGUUUUGUUUCUUUUCUCUUCUGUUUUACUUCAGUCUAAGCUCUGCACUUUUUUUUUUUUACUGUCGAGUUUCCAGCAGCUGUCCUGGACCUGUACGUGUGGCGGCACCUCUGCAUGAAACAGCCCUUCCAACCCAAUUCAGUUUCUGUUGGAUCUAUGAGCUUUUCUUCUGUGUGCCAUUUUGUGCAUGGGGUGUGUAUGUGUGCAGAGUAGGUACAUGUUUGUGUGUAUGUGCGUGUUUGCUUGCGUGCGUAUGUGCGUUGAGGAGGAGCAGGAGACCGCACACCCAUCCAGACUAGUGUGUCUCAUGAGUUUAGAAUUUUUAUUUUAUUUUUCUCCGACUAACAGAAACCCUUGCUGUGACAUUGCCUUGGCAUCAGUGAGUUUGUUAUGGCCAGGAUAAGACCAGACAUGAUGUUGCGUAACCUUUCCUGUGACUGCUGUAAAUCAUGGGCCUGUAACCCUACCCUGUCAUUGAUCAUCCUUUUAACAUUUGACAAUGUAACAACUUUUAUCCACUGCAUACACCUUUUUUCUUUUUUUUUUCCACCACUCAUGUAAGUUGAAUACGGGCUUUGCUGAGGUGGCUAGGCAACCAUCAGAUAGCCAGGCCAGGGACAGUGACAUCCAUUCAUCCAUCCAUUUAAGUUUUUAAAGACCUGCAGUUUGAUGCGUUGUACAAAAAGAGAAGCGGUAAUCUUGGCUAGUUUUGCUUGUAAAUAAUUUUUAUUUUCUGUUUUAUUAUGAACGUUUUAAUCUUUUUUUUCUAGUGAAUCGGUGACCUUGAAUGCAGGUAACGGAAGGGACAUUGGUGUUUUAACAGUAGACUAUUGGAGAACGUACCGAGUUGAAACUCUUCCAUGGUUUCUAUAAUAACUAAUUAAAAAAAAAAGAAGAAAAAAAGAAAAACAGAAUGCUUUAGAAGAAUCAUGUAGGCAAGCGUGGCUCUUUCACCUGUCCUUUUCUUUCUGUCCUUUGUAGCUUAAAAAAAAACAACUGUCACGUGUACUUAACUCUGCAUUCUCAGAAAGGAUCAGGCCUUGUGCGACCCAAUCUUGCCUACCAUUCAUUGUCCACCUCUAAUGUAUGUGUGGAGAAACAGCGUCAUCUGCGUUUCACCCAAGAAGUGAGCCGUGGUGUUGGUUUGUCUUUGCGUUUUUUUUUUUUAACUCAAGGACAAAAAGGGACACGGUUAGGCACAUGCAUCUAAAAAAAACACUCUGUGUUUUAAAUGUACGGACGGUCUUGUAGAACCAGCUCCAGGUCUUAAAUGUAAAUUAAAUUCUGUUCAUAUUUGUGAAGAAGAUGCUGUUUUUUUUCCCCCUUUUCUAAGAGAUUGAAUGGAAGGUUGUUAGCAGAUGUUUUCUAGCCCACCACUAGAUCGUGAUCUGUUCCUUGUCAGGACUACGUUUGUUAGGGGUGAAGUUGCUUGGAGAAGGAGACAUUGCGGACAACCAUUGAUUGAAUUGAAUGAUUGAAUAUGAGGCGUGCUUUUAGGGGAAGAAUGACUGACUGUAUAAAGUUUUGCCGUUCUUUUGGUAACACAAAAAACCAAGAUUGGAUACUGUCCUUUAUGCGAACAUUUCUGCUGACUUCAAAAUAAGGUUUCUUCCUACAUGUAAUUGCAUUUAAACUGCUUUUCUUUUUCUUUUCGUUUUUUUUUUUCCCUUUGUUUUGUUAAGCUCUUAAUUAUAGGUUGAUGCAUUUUGUACUUAGCUGUACUGUGUGAAUUUUACAUUGGUCAGAAAACCAACAAUAUAAAGACUUUAUUAGGAUUGGGUGGGGCUGAGGGCCCGAGAGAAAGGUGGUGUGGAGAAUGUAUUGCUGUACAGCUAAUAAAAAAAGAAACUAUUGGCUUA